AUGGACCUGACGGAUGGUGUUUAUGAUGACUCGGAGACCGUCCUCCCGGAUGCGGCCAUUGAAAUGCUGGACGCAUACCACAAACUCCUGAUCAACAGCCCGAAAAUUAUGAUCGCGGCUGUCAACGGACCCGGCAUUGGAUACGGAACCUCCAGCAUCGCACUCUUCGACCUGGUCUACGCAGUACCCGAGACCUACUUCUUCACUCCCUUUGUGAAAUGGGGCUUGUGUGCAGAAGCGUGCUCAAGUUUCACCUUUGCCAGCAUUCUUGGUCGCCAAAAGGCUUCGGCGCUUAUUCUCGCUGAUGAACGCAUGACACUCAUGACUGAGGUUUUGAAUGUGGCAGAGCGGAUUGCUAAGUUGCCGGCUGAGAGUCUGCAGGUCAACAAGGCUUUGAUGAUGGCCCCAUUCCGCAAACAGUUGCUGAAGGCAAAUGAGGUCGAGAUUACAACAUUGAGAAAGCGGGCCAGGAACCACGAGGCUAAAAACGCCAUCAAGACCUUCGCAGAGGGCCAGUACCGGAAGAGGAAAGUGAAGCUCAGGUCAAUGUUAUAG
This is a messenger RNA of Rhinocladiella mackenziei CBS 650.93, 555 nucleotides long. RefSeq lists its product as uncharacterized. The transcript has 3 exons. The coding region runs from base 1 to 555 and encodes 184 amino acids. The record is from RefSeq and is a predicted model, not a curated record. NCBI's taxonomy places the organism in Eukaryota, Fungi, Ascomycota, Eurotiomycetes, Chaetothyriales, Herpotrichiellaceae.